Messenger RNA from Drosophila gunungcola (fruit fly), 901 nucleotides. RefSeq lists its product as uncharacterized. The record is from RefSeq and is a predicted model, not a curated record. Lineage: Eukaryota; Metazoa; Arthropoda; Insecta; Diptera; Drosophilidae.
AUGAGUGAUCAGGAGCCGGGAGAUGGCCUCCAGCGCCUUCGUCUCAGGGUGCGUCUGUGGAUCUACGGCAUCGCUAUCGUGUUCAUUGUCCUGGCCAUCGGACUGCUCAUCCUGCCGGACCUGAUCAAGGGAUAUCCCCUGGUGCCGGACAGCGUGGCCACCUAUUGUUUCUUUGGCAUUGGCUUGGUUUCCCUGUGUGUCUUUGUGUCCGUGACCUGGCUGCGUCAAUUCCCCAUCAAUUGGAUUAUGAGCUGCUCCAUUGCAGCCUGUCUAGCCUUGGGAACCGUCUGUGUCCUGUCCGAGCAGCCAGCUGGACAUGCUCUGCUCUUGAGUCUGGAAAUCCUCAUAAUGAUGGCCCUUCUACUGCUGAUUGGCUCCCUGCUGCUGCCCCAGUGUCCCAAGUUGGCCUACCUAUUCCUCACCUGGUUCAUAUUCGUGGUGCUGUCCAGUGUCCUCAUGGUCGCAGUGGCUGUCCACCUGGAAGAUCGCUUACUCGUCUACGAAGUAGCCGUUCACUUUGUGCUCUGGCAAGUCGGAUUCCCGGUGGUAGUGUUCCAGGCUCAGGUGAUCUCCGGUUAUUGGGACAACCUGCCGCCGCUCCUCGACAAGCCGCUCUGCUCCACCAUGCUGCUGUUCGACUUCCUCGCCUGCUACGCCGUUCUGGACUCCGCCGGUGACAUUGGAUACGAACUCUUCUACGUCAGCCGAGCGUCGAACCAGAAGUUUAUGGCCAGAGUCAUUGAGAGCCAAAUGUGAGAAGGAGCAGGGACUUUUCAAAUUGGAGAGUUCUGCAACAGCCUGCCCAGAAGGGGGAAAUAGCUUACACAUAUAAAUUUAUGGAAAUUACGAAGCGCUAGAUAAAGUUACAAAGAUAUAUUGAAGAGUAAAAUGGUUAAACAUU